Messenger RNA from Patiria miniata (bat star), 1180 nucleotides. Its product is annotated as FK506-binding protein 2-like. Gene Ontology annotation, molecular function: peptidyl-prolyl cis-trans isomerase activity. The transcript has 4 exons. Gene Ontology annotation, biological process: protein peptidyl-prolyl isomerization. NCBI's taxonomy places the organism in Eukaryota, Metazoa, Echinodermata, Asteroidea, Valvatida, Asterinidae. The record is from RefSeq and is a predicted model, not a curated record. Bases 324 to 1010 code for a protein of 228 amino acids.
AACCCCCACAAUGAAGAUAACAUGGAGCAGUCCACCAGUCCUCAUUUGCAUAUCUGUUACCCAGCGGCGGCGUCGAGAAAGGGUUGCAAUUUCCACCACGACUUUUUUUUUUUUCAGUUUCGACGGUUUUGUGUUCCGUUCACGGUUCAUGCACAGCCGCAGCCAGACUUCGCAACUGUACCGUUCAUAGCUUAGCCCCGGGCGUAUGCAUGUUCUACUCAGACGUUUGGUCGAAUUAGCCUAUUUGGCCCUCCUGAAAAAGUAUGUUUCACCGGCAGUUGUGCAUUGCUGACAUGAAGUAAAAACUUGUGCUGAACAACAUUAUGGGGAAUAUCCGUGUCAUGCUGUUCUGUCUGAUGACUGCGCUGAUCGCCAGCGUUUUCGCUGCCGUACCGGAGUUGCAAGUAACAAAAACGGUUGACGGGAACUGCAGUGCUGCACAGCUGAAAGAUGGCGACACAAUUACAGUGCAUUUUGAGGGGAGUUUUGAUAACGGAACGAUUUUCAACUCCUCAUUUGGAAGCGACAAGCCUGUGAAAUUUUUACUUGGCGAUCCCACUCAAGCGAUGAAAGGAUGGCACAUGGCACUGCAGGGCGCAUGCGUCGGUGACGACCUUCAAGUGAAAAUUCCCUACUCUCUUGCAUACGGCGAGGAGGGAAGGCCGCCCUCUAUACCCCCUCGAACGGACCUGAACUACCGGAUCCGAGUGCUGGCUAUUGAAAAGGUCGCGCUUGCAUCCACUGGAAACGGAACGGCGGACGUCUACAUGAACGCCACCGAUGAUGGCGAUGAGGAUUACGGAUACGAGGAUGGGCCGGAUGGAAAACCUUCGCCCUAUGACCCCUCUAGCCUUUUGUUCAAGCUGCAGUUCCUGGCCAUUCCUGUGGCUGUGAUAUUGUUCCUACUGGUCGCCUACUGCAUUUACAGCAUUGAGUAUCCGGACAGGAAAAUCAAGUUUUACCGAGUUGGCGACCACGAAACAGAUGGAGGAAUGAAUCGAGUUCUCUGAGUCAUUUUUUAGUAACAAAGCAGGCCCUUUAUUUGUGUUAAAAUAGAUUUAUUGAAUUCGCUCAUUCCCACUUCCUGAGGGCGCUUGUGGCAGUUAAUCUCUUUCACCAAAUCUUGCGAAGGUAAUGUUGGCCUCGCAAAGCAUUGUGUGUAGCAUUUACUAAAAAUUGU